AAAGAAUGUUAAUAUUCAUAAUGGCAGAGAAGAUCCGGGCAGGGCUGGCAGUAUAUUUUCUACUCUACGAGGUGCGAUUUCUCUUGACCAAGAAACGUUUGUUUUUUUUGGGAUUAUUUGGAGAAUCGGUCAAAAUCUGAAGAGGUAAACUAAUGUCUAGUCGUUCGCUGUAACAUAACCUUUAGCCUAAUCUCGGUGUCACUAUCUCUGAAUUGAUAGGCUACUUUUUUCACGGACAGGAGAUUGUUAGGGUAGUCCAGGCUUCAUUGUUGAAGUAGCCUGUCUUUAAAUUUAGUUGUUGCGUAAUUACCGGCGAAAAUGUCUGGAGAGACGAUCACCACUAAGACUGAAACCUUCAAGGGGUCACCGGGUGCGUUUCCCGUGGUAUUGCAGAACAUAAUGGAAAUGCCCCCACCGAAUUUACUCGAGGGCGACGAUGACAAUGACAAGGAUAAGCUUUUUACGGGGGACAAUGUGGACCUUGGAGGAGGGAGCGGGAUGGGUCCGUCGGCCGCCCUGACCCCCGCCAUCUGGGACAAGACCAUCCCGUACAACUUGGAGACCUUCCACCUGGAGUACAUGGACCUGGAGGAGUUCCUCAUCGAGAACGGCAUCCCCACCUUGUCCCUGGACAAAAAGCCAACCAGCACCACGACAGCCCCAGCCGCCCCAAUCUCCCUGCUGCCGGUCCUGGAACUAGACCAGUGUGAGGAGGAGGUGGUCACCAUCACCCUCAACAGUGCUGAUAUCACAGCCAACACCGAGGUGGUGACGGACAAGGACAGGCUGACCCCUGAAACCAUCGACCCGGAGGAGAUUGAGGUGAACGUGAACUUUGAUCCGGACCCUACAGACCUGGUCCUGUCCAGCGUUCCUGGAGGAGAGCUGUUCAACCCACGCAAACACAAGUUCUCAGAGGAGGAACUCAAACCACAGCCCAUGAUCAAGAAGGCCAAGAAGGUGUAUGUACCUGAGGAUUCUAAGGAUGAGAAGUACUGGCAGAGGAGGAAGAAGAACAACGUGGCGGCGAAGCGUUCCCGGGACGCGCGCCGACUCAAGGAGAACCAGAUCACGGUGCGGGCAGCGUUCCUGGAGCGUGAGAACACUGCGCUAAGACAGGAAGUGGGCGAGCUCCGGAAUGACUUUGCCCGCAGCAAGAAUGUUGUGGCCCGCUACGUGGCCAAAUUCGGAGAGCUUGCAUUGCUGGAAGACCAGUAGACUAUUAUUGAUUUAUUUGUGGCGUGGGUGAAGUAAUUGAAUCAAAUACAAUGGAUAGAUGGAUCAGAAGAUGGAGUGUGGAAGAGAGUGAAUGAUGUUGCCAUGUAGAUACUGUGGAAUUGUAUUAGUGACCCCUGCUUAUUGUUUUUAUUUGACUUUUUAUUAAAACAUUUUAGGGGGUAGAUCAGCUUUAACAUUGCAAAUAGAUUGUAGCUUCCAUCAAUGUAAUUGUAUGCAUCAUUACUAAUCCCCCAUAUAUUUGUUUUGUAAAUAUAUAUAUUUUCCUUUUAUUUUCCCCUAACCCUACCACCACUCCCCUAAUGUGAGUAAACUAAUGGACAACAACAUUUGGACCUUUUACGGACACAGUGUAUUUUACAAUAGUUAUAUUUUGUUUGUUUUUAGUCCCAUCCUUCAGCUCCCCUCAACCUCUCCCAUCUCUGAAGACCAUCCAGUUUUAAUUUCAUUUUACCAUAUUUUUAACUGUGCUGUUUCACAAAAGUUCUGAACCUAUAUACAUUUUAUGGACACAGUAUAUUUUACAUUAGUUAUCUUGUUUUUAGUUCCACCCUUCAGCUCCACUCAACCCCUCCCAUCUAUCUCUGAACACCAUCCAGUUUUGAUUUCUAUUUGCCCUAUAUUUUUCUGUGCUGUGAUGUUUCUGGACCUUUCUAUUCUCAUAGUUUCUACAGAUUGUAAAUUUAAUUAUUUUUUUUGCUAAAAGUAUUAUAUUAUUGAUGGAUUGAUUGACUUUUCAAAUCACCCAGCAGUUCUAUUUGCAGAGUUAGAUCCAGGUAAAUGUUGCUAUUCUUCAGCCAUUUAUUUAACUUUCUGUUUUAACUUGUGGGAGUGCAACUUUCAAUACACUACAAUGAGACUGUGUAUUCUGAUCAUGUUUUGUACAACAUUUGCUGGUAAAGAGAUUGGGAUUGGUGGGAUAAGGGUGGGUGACAUUUUAGGAAACUGAAAAGGGCUUUUAUUUUGGGGGGAUUUUAGUCUAAACUAGCAUGGCUUGUCCAUAUGAAAACCAGAACUGCCUAAGUUUGCUUCCAAGUCUCCCGUUUAAUGUCAAAGGUUAAUUAAAAUAUAAUACAAUAACUCAAAUUAAUCUGGGGACUAAUACUGCUUGGUAGUGGUUUUAAGACCUUCAAUACAAGUCAACACUUGCUUAAAACUGUACAUAAUGCUUGGUAAUAUUUCAGUCUCUCUGUCUUGUCUAUUGUCUUGGAUCAUUGUCAUUUCCAAGAAACUUCUUUCUUCAGGUUCUGUGUUAUAAAGAAAUGCUUAAAGUGAGCUUUAUUUUCAAAUAACUCCGUACAAAAACAACCUGUUGAUUUAGGACAUCACUGUGCAAUUUCCAAGUUUUCUGCAAUUGUGUUCUCAACCAAAUGUAAAACUCCAACCUUUCUCAUGUUUACUACUAUGCAAAGUGGUUUAUCCAACUUCUCUGGGACCUUGAUCAUAUAUGGACAGUUGCCACACAAUGUAAAAAGGUGACCGAUUCUGUGCUGUCUGCAAUGAGUACAAUACAUUGUAGUUACCUCAUGAAACUGGAAAACAGGCUACAUCAGAACUAUGGGGAAGUUUGUAUGUUGCAGUUUAAUUCCUUUUGUCAAAACCAGGAUUUAAUUAUUAUUAUUAUUUUUUUAACUCUGUGGCUUGAUCUGGGCCUGUUUCAACAAGGACCUUCAAGUGUCUUCAGCUGACUCAGGGCAAUACCAUAUCAUACACUGAAAUUCAAGCCUCCUUUCAGGGUUUCUGUCUCCUCAGUUUUUUCCCCUUUGACCAUGUUUCCUUGUUAUCAAGCCUGCUUGUCACUUUCCUAAUUCCUGCUGAUGUAACUAGAGGAAAAUAAGUGAUUGCAGUGCUUUCAGUUCGUUUUGGAAUUUAUCUGAAGAAAUACAUUGAACGUAGUCUGGAUGUGUUUUACAUUUGGUUUUGUGAGUUGAGGUGAGAAUCUUGUUCAAAUUGACAGCUUCAUUUAUUGGUUGUUUACAAAAUCUGGAGACAAGACUUGUGUGGUAGUGAUUGUAAUUCUUCCAGUCCUUUGACGAUAACUCAACAAUAGAUCAGUGCUCAAAGUGAUCUAACAUGUUGGGAAGUAGAUGAUUGAGAACAGACAAAUCAAGAAUUUGAUUGAUAUACAUUAUAUUCCAUAUAGUUUCUUGAUUGAACGAUGUCAGUAAGGGAAACCGACUGGAGUGGGUGCUCCCUAAACACUAGCACAAUUACUUUCUCACGCUACAACCAAGAAAAUGUUAUACAACUGGUGCAGGGGAAAUUCUUAACUGUUUGAGAAUUAGUUUCUACAUAAUGUUGCAUGUGGCUACUGUAUGUCCUGUAUAUAUAAAUAAAGCAUUGUUGAAAAAAUG
Molecule: messenger RNA, 3590 nt
Organism: Salmo salar (Atlantic salmon)
Lineage: Eukaryota; Metazoa; Chordata; Actinopteri; Salmoniformes; Salmonidae
Product: thyrotroph embryonic factor
Biological process (GO): regulation of transcription by RNA polymerase II
Cellular component (GO): nucleus
Molecular function (GO): RNA polymerase II cis-regulatory region sequence-specific DNA binding; DNA-binding transcription factor activity, RNA polymerase II-specific
Source: RefSeq, a predicted model, not a curated record